Aspergillus puulaauensis is the source of this 2172-nucleotide messenger RNA. Its product is annotated as La domain family. Bases 1 to 2172 code for a protein of 723 amino acids. Lineage: Eukaryota; Fungi; Ascomycota; Eurotiomycetes; Eurotiales; Aspergillaceae. Gene Ontology annotation, biological process: positive regulation of translation. The transcript has 3 exons. Gene Ontology annotation, molecular function: RNA binding. The record is from RefSeq and is a predicted model, not a curated record. Gene Ontology annotation, cellular component: cytoplasmic stress granule; cytosol.
AUGGCCGCCGCAUUUUCCUACGCUCAGGCCGCAAAGGGCGUCGCUCCAGCGCAACCUUCCCAAACACCGUCCGAGUCGAGCACGCCGCUCUUGAAGUCCGAGGAGCCCGCUUCGGACAGCUUAGAUGCUACAGUUCCCAAGGAAGAUGUUGCUGGUGAGAUCGAUAGCACGGCUGUCGACACCGAGGAGGCGAUCACUACCGAUGUUAAUGCUGAGGUGACCGAAACCUCUUCGGCUAGUGCUGGUACUGCGCAGACCCCGACGAUACCAAAAGAGAAUGAGAGCUCAAACGCUCCGAAUGGAACUUCCGAAUCCACUACCGAGAAGCAGUCUCAGACUUCAACGUCGGACAAGCAAAACGCUGCCGCGGAAAACAGCGAGGGAAAGACCUCUGAGAAAAAGAAGAAAGAAAAGCCUGCACCUCCGAAGGAGCUCAAGGCUGCUCCUCUGCCCUCUGUGAAUAUAUGGCAACAGAGGAAAGAGGCGCAGGAUGCUAGAGUAAAGACCGUGCCUAGCGCUUCUGCUAAGACUGGCCUUUCCAAGCCUACUUCCGAGACUUCUUCCGUAACCGAGGAGGCUCAAGAACAGUCGAAGGCUGGCUCCAAGAAGAAGGGUGGCGAUUCAUCCGAUAAGAAGAAGGGUGAUGCCAAGGGGCGUGAAGAUACUACACCAGUUCCUCCUGUUGGAGACGCUGCUUCCUGGCCUACACCUCAAGGUGCCCAAGGCGAAGAGAAGAAGAAGGCACAAGAGAAGACUGAAAAGUCCGAGAAGAGCCCAGUCAUCCGGCCCCACGGCAAGGAGAAGUGGACUCCAGUUCCUUACGUUCCUACUGCAGUAUUUAACACUCCUCUACCCUCCGCUGCGCGUCGGGGUGGAAGAAGUGCUCGGGGUGGCAGAGAUACCGGCCGUGGUGCAGGAGCUUCCGAGAAGACCUCGCCCCACGCCGCCCAGGGUUCUACAAAGCAGUCCACUCCCGGAGACCGAGGAAGGAAUGAGCCCAACUCCGCUCGCGCAAACUCGCUACCCGCGCCGUCGCGACGUUCAAAUAGCGCUGACACCGCUCCCACGGAUGCACGCAAACCACCAGCGGUUGACCGAAAUCGUGGUCUUAAGGGAUCAGACAAUGCGAAUGCCGCCACUGGCAAACAGGUGAACGGCGAGUCCUUCUCGAAGCAGGGCAAGCCCUUCCCCAAGAACCCGCAUUUGUCAGUAGAUACCCACAAUGGGCCGCGGCCAAAUAACGAGCGCCGCUUUGAGAAUGGACCGAAUGGACCCAAGUCUGCGGACUUCUCUAACUUGCACUCCGACCGCAAGGAUAAGGACUUCUCUCGAGAACCUCGGGCUGAAAGAGGCAGGGGUGGGCACCGUGGGCGAGGUGGCCAUGCCGGCUACAGCAGUGCUCAGGCAUCGCAUUUCCCUAAUAACCACAUUACCCCUCAAAACUACGUUCACCCCAAGUCGUUCGGCUACAACGACCGCCGAGGGCCCCAGCAGCAUGGACUCGCUAAUGGUUCCCGUGGUCAUGCCAUGACCAUGAGGUCCCCUUCGUUGCCUAACUCCACUUCCAUGUACAACAUGUACCCAACCUACCCCGGCGAUAUGAACGGUAUGUAUGGCUACCAACCUAUUCAGGCUGGCCCUAUGUCGGCUGUCCCAUACCAGCCAUAUAUGGAACAGUGGUCCCUGGUGAGCAUGAUUACGAUGCAGCUGGAAUACUACUUUUCUGUCGACAACUUGUGCAAGGAUAUUUACCUCCGCAGACACAUGGACUCCCAGGGUUUUGCUCCGUUGAACGUCAUCGCCAGCUUCAAGCGCGUCAAGCAAAUGACGGAAGACUUCGAGUUAUUGCGCCACAUCUCGCGGGGAUUGAAGGCUGCUGAAUACCACCAGGGCGAAGAUGGAAUUGAUAGACUACGACCGAGGGAGAGAUGGGAGCAGUGGGUUCUGCCUGUGGAACAGCGUGAGCCUUCAGCCCAAAAUGCCGGGCCUACCUAUGUUCCCCAGAACGAAACCAUUGUGUCUCAGAGUAACCUCGAUGCGGCUACAAAUGGCUUCGUACCAAAAUCCUCGUUGCCUAAUGGCACUGGUCCUUCCAAAACAGCACUGUCCUCCGCUGCUCCAGAGUUCUCGCCUUCUAAUGGUGUCCACGCUGGAAGCGAAAUCUCAAAUUAA